AAUUCUUUAACGGAUUUUUAUUUUAGAGCGUGGUUUUGUUUUUUAAAAUUGAAAGAAUAAAAAGCGCAAAUUUAUUAGUGAUUAAAAUUUGUUUAACGAAAACAUUUUAUGCAAUGAGUGCCUUUAAUCAAAUAUUUCUAAUAACUGGUGGAUCAAGAGGUCUGGGAAAAGGGUUUGCUUCGGCUAUUGUUCAACGUGGUGGUAAAGUUAUAAUUGUAGAUAUUGUAAAAGAAGUUGGCGAAGCAACUGAAAAAGAGUUGAAUGAAACGCAUCCUGGUCAAUGUCUUUUCUAUGAAGGAGAUGUUACCGAUGAACUGCUAAUGAGAAACAUAUGGGAGGAUAGUGAAAAAAAGCUAGAUGCAAAAAUAGGUGUAUUGGUAAACAAUGCUGGAAUUUUUAACGCUGCUGACUGGAAAAAAACAAUGAAUAUUAAUUUAAUUUCAGUUAUGCAAAUGAGUUAUAUAGCUUUGGAAAAAAUGAAUAUUAAGAAUGGCGGCAGCGGUGGUACUAUUAUCAAUGUUGCAUCUCUUGCCGGUUUGGUUUAUGCUAAACUACAUGAAGCAAUACCUUACUUUGUAUCCAAAUCUGCUGUUGUUUCCUUCACAAAAUCUUUGGCUUGCUCCAAUGUGCUGGAAAAUUACGGCGUCAAAGUUGCUGCAUUGUGUCCAACGUUUUCGGAUACUCAAAUGAUUAAAGAAAAUACGUUGGUCGACAUGAUGAAAUCUUCAAACAUGGUUCCUUUAACUGUAGAAAAAGUUGCGAAUGAUUUUAUCAGAUUACUAGAGGAUAUUUACAAUGAAAAAGCAAAAAAUGGCGAGAUAAUGUGUGUUUGCUCAAAAUCCAAAUAUGUAGAUGAAAACAAAUUUGAUUUACGCGAGUUAAUAUUACCAGUGAGUGAAUAAUCAGAAAAAGAAAGUAUUUAAUUCAAAGAACUUUUUUAAGGACUGAAUAUUUUUAUAUAAAAGUUUUUUUUUAUAAAUAAUAAAUAAAAGCUGUUAUCUAAAAAAAAUCUAUUAUGAAAAAAAGACAACGUUUAAUAUUAUUUGUCACUCAUCACUUUUUAAUGUGUAAUUGGUAUCCUAUCGCCAUUUA
Molecule: messenger RNA, 1092 nt
Organism: Hydra vulgaris (swiftwater hydra)
Lineage: Eukaryota; Metazoa; Cnidaria; Hydrozoa; Anthoathecata; Hydridae
Product: 15-hydroxyprostaglandin dehydrogenase [NAD(+)]
Cellular component (GO): cytoplasm
Molecular function (GO): oxidoreductase activity, acting on the CH-OH group of donors, NAD or NADP as acceptor
Source: RefSeq, a predicted model, not a curated record